GUGAAGAGGCACACAAUUAGCGUAGUGUUCCUUUCUGUAUUGUGCUGAGGGGAUCUAAGAGAUUGGUGGGGUAACCAUCAAGCCAGGCAUCGCUGUGAAUGUUGAAGAAGGGAGUUGCUCAGACCUUGCAUCUUCACUUGCACUCUGGAAUUACAGCUUUAUUACGAAGCACUCUGUGUGGCUCAGUGGAUGUGCCUGAGGAAACGGCACGAACACCACUUGGGGUUAGCCUUUCUGAGCUUGUCACAUCUCUAAUUCUCAUCAUUACCAUGGAGCCCAACAGUCCCAAAAAGAUACAAUUUGCUGUGCCUUUAUUCCAGAGCCAGAUAGCACCUGAAGCGGCAGAACAGAUCAGGAAAAGAAGACCUACACCAGCAUCCCUUGUGAUUCUCAAUGAACACAACCCCCCAGGUAAAGAAGCAUGA
This is a messenger RNA of Carlito syrichta (Philippine tarsier), 425 nucleotides long. RefSeq lists its product as uncharacterized. Gene Ontology annotation, cellular component: cytoplasm. Lineage: Eukaryota; Metazoa; Chordata; Mammalia; Primates; Tarsiidae. The record is from RefSeq and is a predicted model, not a curated record. Gene Ontology annotation, biological process: intracellular signal transduction. The transcript has 2 exons. Gene Ontology annotation, molecular function: protein phosphatase inhibitor activity. The coding region runs from base 99 to 425 and encodes 108 amino acids.